UACUUAAUUUCCUGUGUCACCUGAAUGCACCACUCGUCACUUCCUGUGUUACAGGUGAUAAGAAUGAGCGUAAUUAGCCUGCCUCCUUCGAGUCUUCAGUUGUCUUUAGUGUCGUUUAACUGUUUGUUUGUACAUGAAGAAUCAUGAACGUCACAGACAGUAACGUGAUUCGCUUUCACCUCCAGGUCCUUCACGGCAUCACCGUGAGGAGCUUUGAGAGGAAGAAGGAGAGACUGUUAAUCGGCGGUUCAAAAAUCUUUGGUGUCCCUCUGGAAAAUGUCCCCAGGAACUACAUCCCUGAGUUUGGGCUCGUGCCCUGUUUUUUGGUGGACGCUUGCUCUUUUCUCCUGGAGCGAGCUGCGACCGUGGGCCUGUUCAGAAAACCAGGCUCCAUUCCUCGCAUCAAAUCCCUCAGGUCUAAGUUGAACAGUGGAAACGGGAGUCUGUGUGGCGCACUCUCCUACGACGUGGCCACUCUGAUCAAACAGUUCUGCAGGGAACUGCCUGAGCCUCUGUUUCCUUCCGAGCUCCACGAGUCUCUGCUCAAAGCUCAGUCUCUGACCAGCGUGCAGGACAGGACGUCAGCCCUACAGCUGCUGUCCUGCCUGUUACCGGCCAGAAACGCCUCCUGUCUGCACUACCUGUUCAACUUCCUGUCCAAGGUCUCCCAAAGAUGUUCAGAGAACCUGAUGACCAGCUCUAACCUUGCUACCGUCUUCGCUCCGUGUCUUUUGCCUCCGCCCAACAAGGCCGAGAUGUCUGAAGGACGACUGGAGCUCAGAGUCCUCGUCCUGGGCGCCUUCAUCGAAAAUCCUCACCUUUUUGGUGUGAUUCCCAAGGCUGUAAUGGACAGUGUGGAAUUCCUGUUGAACUUCCGUUGUCCGAAAAGCGCUCCUUCAAAGAAAGGACAAAGGAAAAGACACAGUUUUAAAGUGAUCCGCUCUGUGAAGACCGCGCCCUGGAAUCAGGGCAAGUCAAAGGUCACGCCCACGGUCUCUGAGCCGAGUCAAGAGUCCACAUCAGGGGUCAAACAGACACUCAGGAGAAGCGUCGGUUUGGCAACGUUCCCCAACGUCCUCCUCUUUAGAACGUGUACAGCAACAGAUGUGAUGGAUUGUUCCAGUCCCAUUUUCAAGGCCUCGAGGACUCCACAGGACAGACUGUUGAGACGGGAUGUGUGCCUGGAUUAUAUCCACAGGUUGAGCCGAGGACGAGACUCUGCAGACGACCUGCCCGUCCUCACAGCUGCAGGUAAACUGCAGCUCACGCCCUGGAGACGACGGUCGUCUCUGUAGUUUAACGAGAAAUCACCGUGAUGAUGAUGAUGAUGAUGAUGAUGAUGAUGAUGAAAUGUCCACUCAGUAUUUUAAUUUAAAGACAUGUUUAUAUUUAGACGCUGGCCUGGAGUGGUUUCUGGUGUCAGGUCACAUAACGUGUAUUUUAACCUUUUACAUUUUAAAAUUUUCACAACAACUUUUAUUAAGAUUUGACUUUUAUAUAUGUAUAUAUCAAAUGAAUAAAUAUUUAAACUUUUUUUUCCCCCCUAAAUCUCUCUGCUGGAAACCAAAGCUCCAAACUAUCUAUCAUCUAUAAAGACGCAAUUAUUAAUUAUUUGAGUGAUUAUUGAGUGCAGAUUGUGGAGCUUUUACUUUUUUACGAAAUUAAACUUUGCAGAACAAGUAAAA
Solea senegalensis (Senegalese sole) is the source of this 1685-nucleotide messenger RNA. RefSeq names its product rho GTPase-activating protein 11A-like. The transcript is spliced from 8 exons. The record is from RefSeq and is a predicted model, not a curated record. NCBI's taxonomy places the organism in Eukaryota, Metazoa, Chordata, Actinopteri, Pleuronectiformes, Soleidae. Gene Ontology annotation, biological process: signal transduction. The coding region runs from base 144 to 1295 and encodes 383 amino acids.